Vespa mandarinia (Asian giant hornet) is the source of this 2806-nucleotide messenger RNA. It is a transcript of the gene kdn, whose product is annotated as citrate synthase. Gene Ontology annotation, biological process: carbohydrate metabolic process; citrate metabolic process; tricarboxylic acid cycle. Gene Ontology annotation, cellular component: mitochondrial matrix. The record is from RefSeq and is a predicted model, not a curated record. Lineage: Eukaryota; Metazoa; Arthropoda; Insecta; Hymenoptera; Vespidae.
AGACGUGACGAGUCGGUUGAGUUGAGCGCCAGAGCUCCGCGUGGUCAGUUGCUUGAUUGGUUGGUCAGUUUGUCGGUAAAUUAUUUAAGAGGAUCUACGACUUCAGGAUAGAAAGGACGAUGGCACUGUUUCGUUUUAGUUCCAAACGAUGUCUCGAAUUACAGAAAUUGACAAGCACGGUUACGAGCUCUGUGGUCGUUCGAUCGUUAGCCGAUGCUUCGACCGACCUUAAGAAAGUCUUAUCCGAGAAGAUACCCAAGGAGCAAGAACGCAUAAAAGCCUUUCGCAAGAAUCAUGGCUCUACCAAAGUUGGAGAAGUCACCGUUGAUAUGAUGUACGGUGGGAUGCGCGGUAUAAAAGGAUUAGUCUGGGAGCCCUCCGUACUCGAUCCAGAAGAAGGUAUUAGAUUUCGUGGUAAGUCGAUCCCGGAAUGCCAAAAGGUCCUUCCGAAGGCUUCAGGAGGCGCUGAACCACUACCGGAAGGUCUUUUCUGGCUUCUUAUAACCGGAGACGUUCCAACCGACGCCCAAGUCAAAGCGAUCUCGCAGGAAUGGGCAGCUAGGAGUGCGUUGCCGAAGCACGUAGUCACGGCCUUGAACAGUUUUCCAAAGAGUCUGCAUCCUAUGACGCAAUUCUCAGCGGCCAUCACUAUAUUGAACAGCGAGAGUGAAUUCGUGAAAGCGUACAACAAGGGAGUCCAUAAGAGCAAGUAUUGGGAAACGAUUUACGAGGAUUCUAUGAAUGUAAUCGCCAAAUUGCCUGUCAUUGCCGCUACGAUAUAUCGAAACAUUUAUAAAGACGGCAAAGGUUUGGGUUCCGUCGAUACGGGCAAAGAUUGGUCUUGGAAUUUCGCAAACAUGCUCGGUUACGACAAUCCUCAGUUCAUAGAACUCAUGAGACUCUACCUAACCAUCCAUUCCGAUCACGAGGGUGGUAACGUUUCGGCGCAUACUACUCACUUGGUAGGCUCGGCAUUGUCCGACCCUUAUCUGUCCUUUGCCGCCGGCAUGAACGGUUUGGCCGGGCCCCUUCACGGUUUGGCAAACCAAGAGGUCUUGGUAUGGUUGGAAAAAUUACGUUCCCAAGUAGGAGAUAGUCCUAGCGACGAGAAGCUCAAAGAUUUCAUUUGGAAUACAUUGAAGAGUGGCCAAGUGGUGCCUGGUUACGGGCACGCUGUACUCAGGAAGACCGAUCCCAGAUAUACGUGUCAGAGGGAAUUUGCGUUGAAACACUUGCCCGACGAUUCCCUCUUCAAGCUAGUCGCUCAAGUCUACAAGAUCGUACCUCCUAUUCUUCUUGAAACUGGAAAAGUGAAGAAUCCAUGGCCAAACGUAGACGCCCAUUCGGGAGUACUUUUGCAAUACUACGGUAUGAAGGAAAUGAACUAUUACACCGUUCUCUUUGGAGUAUCGCGCGCUUUGGGCGUCCUAGCCUCCUUGGUUUGGGAUCGUGCUCUUGGUUUACCCAUCGAAAGGCCCAAAUCUUUGAGCACCGAUCUACUAAUGAAGGCUGUUAAGGCAUAAAAUGGAGAUCCGUGUUUGCGCGCAACGUUUCAGUAUCAUUAAAGACACCUUAAGAUCAAAUCUGCCGACACCGACCGUCACAUCGGUGUCUAUAUACGAGCCUUGGCGAUGAAAAUCGACCGAUUCGACGAACGAACGAGCGAGCGAGUGAGUGAGUGAGCGAGCGAGCGAGAGAGAGAGAGAGAGAGAGAGAGAGAGAGAGAGAGAGAGAGAGAGAGAGAGAAAAAGCUCUACGAGUCAGUUUUAACUUCAUUUUGAUACGACCCCGAGGGAAUCAUUUUUAAUUAAGCCGCUUAACGGAUGGACCUAACGGAUGUAUUAAAAGCUACGAAAGAGAACGAAUCAUCUCACGCGAUGUCGAUUUUACAAAAGGACACUAGCCGCAUUUUCUUAGACUCAAGUGCGGCUUGCGUCUUUCCGCUUUUCGAGCAUCGUGAAAUAAAAAAAAAAAUACGUAUAAUUGGAAAUGAACGUACGUAAUAACUGCCGAAUGAAGAAAAAAUAUGAAAAACGGCAGUUUCUUAGGUAAUAGAUAUAUGUAAAUAGUUGCCGCUUGAUAUUCACAUGAUAAUAACAUGGAAUAAAACCAGAUACUAAUUAUAGUAUCUAUACAGAGAUAAAAGGCGGUAAAUCCAAUAUCGAAAGAUAACUGAGCGUUUCAAUUAAAGAAAUAAUCAACGCAAUAUUAGAUACAGCAUAGUAGCGCAUAGCGCUUAUUGUUAAAAGAACAUGAUCGUCAUCGUCGUUGUCAUCGUCCGAUAAUUCAAUGAACACUGCCCAAAAUUACGCGCGUUUUUAUUUUUUAGAAUCUUAUAAUACACCUCUUGAUUGAUAUAAAUAUUAAAUUCCUUGUCUCUCAUUUUUCAAAGGACAAAAACAAUAUUAGUUGGUAUAUUAGUUAGCGGUAAUAUGUAUGUACAAGAUGCUACAUAUCGUUACAAUGUCUUACAAUUAGAGAUGCACAUAUUAUUUCACUUGCUCAGGAAGUUCAAGUAUGUCGCGAUAUUUUCACUACCUAAUAGUCUCCGUAACAGAAAACACUUACAAGGCUAACUAUAUACUUAAUUAAAUAUCGUUCAAAGUGCUUAUUAUGGCACAGGUUGUUGGUUUUAGAUUUUCUCAAACAUACUAAUAAAAUUUAAUCGGUCUUAUACCGAGCCAGUACGAGAUAUGCGUAAAUUAAGAAGGAUGACCAGUGGUAGAUCCACUGUUAUGAGGAUGUAUGAGUGUGUGCGAUUCUUUAUUUAUAAUAAACAUGAAAAUAAAUAGAUAUUUAAAAAUAA